Messenger RNA from Boeremia exigua, 1077 nucleotides. RefSeq lists its product as uncharacterized. The record is from RefSeq and is a predicted model, not a curated record. The coding region runs from base 206 to 1066 and encodes 286 amino acids. Gene Ontology annotation, molecular function: 2,3-dihydro-2,3-dihydroxybenzoate dehydrogenase activity. NCBI's taxonomy places the organism in Eukaryota, Fungi, Ascomycota, Dothideomycetes, Pleosporales, Didymellaceae. Gene Ontology annotation, biological process: siderophore biosynthetic process. The transcript is spliced from 2 exons.
AAGAAGCCUAUGCAACAUCAUGCUUCUCCGAAAAAUUGCGGAUCGGGUCAGCAAGUUCGGUAGAGCCUCUAGGUCAUGCUGCUAUAAAGGACGUAAAGCGCACCUUCUUCUGGAGACUAGUGCAUCUUCCUCACAACACAAACUCACACUCUCACUCAAGCCGUGACCCUUAACAGACCACAGCAAUCUCAUCAACCCACCAAUCAUGGCAUCGCAAACACCAGUCUGGUUCAUCACCGCGGCCUCAAGCGGCUUCGGCAAGUUCAUAGCUCUUGAAGCUCUCUCUCGAGGUCACCGGGUCAUAGCCAGCGCACGCAGCACGUCACGGAUCGCCGAUUUGAAAGAGAAGGGCGCAGUGACAGUGACACUGGACGUGACAGCGCCGCAAGCAGAGAUCGAGAAGGUUGCCAAAGCUGCAAAUGAGACGUAUGGCUAUCUGACCCAUCUGGUAAACGCAGCUGGAUACAUCCUUGUCGGCGCAGUUGAAGAAACAUCACCCGAAGAAGAUUUCAACCAAUUCAACACCAACGUUUUUGGCAUGCUGAAUGUCUCAAAAGCCUUUCUACCCUAUCUUCGAGCUACCGCAGGCCACCGUACAAUCUCAAACUUCGGUAGCCUUGGCUCCUGGCAUGGCGGUGCAGGCUUUGGUCUGUACGCCGGCACAAAGUGGGCAUGCAGUGGUAUCUCUGAAUCUAUGCGCGCCGAGCUUGCACCGCUGGGCAUUGCUGUGACAGUGAUCGAGCCAGGCUACUUCCGUACUGGCUUCCUCAAUGCUGGUGCGCAAAUCAAAAGUGAGAAACGAAUCAAGGAGUACGACGAGACGACGGUCGGACAAGUGAGAGAGACACUGGAUAAGGUCGACAAUAACCAGCCGGGUGAUGUCGUGAAGGGCUCCAAGGUGAUCGUUGACAUUCUGACAAAGAGUGGCGUUGCCGAAGGGAAGGAAGUUCCGAUCCGUGUGGUGCUAGGAACAGACUGUUCGAUCGCUGUUCGUGGCAAGGUCAACGAUACGAUCAAGUUGUUGGACGAGUGGGACCCUAUUGCGACAAAGACCGACCACGAGUAGGGACCAAACGU